CUUCUAGCCAUUGGUCUUGAGUCAUCAGCUAACUGCUUCCAAGUAUCGUUGUUCAUUACAAAUUAGUUGUGCGUGACGUAAAUCUAAUUUUAUCGAUACGAUAUCAGAGAGAAACAAGAUUUUUAAAUGAAUUAAAUUUAUAUAGAAUCGGAAUCAUAUUUAAAUAGUGCAGUGAUAGGCUAUUUGGCUACUUUUUGGGUGUAACCUGUUGGAAAGUUCAUCAUUAGUUACUAUACUGUAAGAUAUAAUGCGCAAGUCUGGCAAUGAUAGUUCGGAUACACAUUCGACCUGCUCGUCUGGUAAUCAACACAAACGUGGUCUAGCUCGCUUCUCCCUCCGCCGGUUGCUGUACUCCAGUCCUCUGUUGGCUCGUCGCAUCCGAGCUGCUUCCGCCUCCUCCCGCAACUUGAAACAUGCCGCCACCAAGGAGAGCUGUGAGGUGGGUGAACGGGAGGCACCAUCACCCUGGGCAGCCACCGCCAGCCGGCCCUCUGUCUCCAUGGACACCGGGGUAGCCGAGUGUCCGUUGUGUCUUGCUGAACUACCUGUAGAAUACUUUCCUCGACUGACUACCUGUGCUCAUCGCUCUUGCUACGACUGCUUCCAACAGUAUCUUCGCAUUGAGAUCUCAGAGUCUAGGAUUAGUGUUGCUUGCCCGGAGUGUUCGGAACCUAUGCAUCCCAAUGACAUUCGAAUGAUCCUGAACGACAAGUCUCAGUAUGAGAAGUAUGAAGAUUUUAUGGUGCGGAGGGUGCUAGCUGUGGAUCCUGACACUCGCUGGUGCCCUGCCCCUGACUGCAGUUAUGCUGUGAUUGCUACUGGAUGUGCGAGCUGCCCCAAGAUCAAGUGUGAACGGCCAGGCUGUGACUCCUAUUUCUGCUAUCACUGCAAGGCGGCGUGGCAUCCCAACCAAACCUGUGAUGCAGCCAGGGCCCAGCGCUCUCCUAAUGUGCGGUCUUCUUCUGUGUCAUUCAGUCAGGACUCUCAGCACAGAGAUGACAUCAAGCCGUGCCCCAGCUGCCAAGUACUGAUAGUGAAGAUGGAUGACGGCAGCUGUAACCAUAUGACCUGCGCUGUCUGCGGUACAGAGUUCUGCUGGCUCUGUAUGAAGGAAAUAACAGACCUUCACUAUCUCAGUCCAUCAGGAUGUACGUUUUGGGAGAAACCAUGGUCCCGGAAAAAGAAAAUCUUAUGGCAGUUGGGGACACUGGUUGGUGCACCUGUGGGAAUAGGGCUGGUCGCAGGCAUAGCGGUUCCUGCCAUCAUCAUCGGCAUCCCAGUCUGGGUUGGGAGAAAACUGUACACCAAGUAUGAACAUGCCAACAAGCACAAAAGAAAUCUGUACAUAGCAGCUGGUGUAACAGCGUCGGUGCUGGUGUCCCCGGUGUUGGCAGGCUUGGCUGUGGGAAUAGGUGUGCCAAUCUUGCUGUUCUACGUGUAUGGGGUGGUGCCUGUGUCUCUGUGCCGCUCAGGUGGCUGUGGUGUCACCACCUCUGGCGCUGGCGUACGCUUCGACUUUGAUGAUGAAAAUGACCUCAUGGGUGUCAUCAAUACCAAGCCCACAGAUGCAGACACAGUGAGUCAUCCUGGAGGGAACCCUUCGAUUGGUGAGGCAUCAUUAUCGCUGGGCAGCGGAAGUCAGCUGGAGCGGGAGGCAGACAGAGAGUCUGCCAGUAUGGUGGCAUUGGCAGGCAGCAUCAUCUCCUCCCUCCCAGGCGGACACAGGCUGGAGGUGCAGGCAGAUGUAGCCUCCAACCAGAGGUUCAGCCUGUGGAGUGAGACGACGUCGGCUGCUACCAGUGUCUCAGAGAAAUCCCUGGCGGAUGACGGAGGAGCAUCAACACGUGCUCUUGCUGGCUCUGUCCUUAACUUUAAGGUGGAUGGAGGGUCACUUUCCAACUAUCGUGGACUGAGCACAGAUACACCAGUGGACUCAGUGUCAAUGCGUAGUGAUGCCAACAUGUCACUAAGCUCACUGGAGGAGCUGGCAUCAGGCCUGAUGCGCAAGGUUGCGCGGCGCAAACUACCAGCAGACAGCGGAGAAGAUGGGGGCUCUGAGCGUGUGCGUUUUGACGACCAUGUUAGCUUUAUAGAGGCUGAGCGAGGACAUUGCAAAGUUACCAAGAAACAUUCGGGCAGUUCCACUGACUCUGUUACAUCGUCUUCAAGGCCUAGUAUAUCAGCUGUAUCUAGUCUUCGUAGUCUUUUCUUCCACUCGUCUGAGUCUGCGCGCGCAGACAUGUCCCGGCCAACCACCUCCAAGGGGGAGAGCUCUCGCCCCGUGUCUGCCAAGGUCGACACUCCUCCCUGUCUUCCUGUCAUCCCUGAGCCUCUUACUGCUGACCAUGUUACCAUUUCUAUCCCUGAACCUUAGAAUAUUGAUUAUAUCCUUUUGAUUCUGGGAUUGAUUAACGACGACUUAUAAAGUUUACAAGUUCGAAAAAUGUAUAUACGGUUAUGUAAAGUUAAGUAUUUCAUGCUUCCUGUAAUAUUCUAUUGUUAGGCCUAAAUUAUCCUGGAAUAAUUAAUAUAAGUUGACUUAAGAAAUGUUAAUGGUGUUGUAAAUUAAAUGCUUAUAUAUGCGUUGUGUUAUAUUUAUUGUUUAUAUACUUUAUAACUAAAAUGCUCAUUACUUUUGCAUUAUAAGAUGUACAUUUAUUAUAAUAAAUUUAUUACUAAGA
Homalodisca vitripennis (glassy-winged sharpshooter) is the source of this 2681-nucleotide messenger RNA. RefSeq names its product E3 ubiquitin-protein ligase RNF19A-like. NCBI's taxonomy places the organism in Eukaryota, Metazoa, Arthropoda, Insecta, Hemiptera, Cicadellidae. Gene Ontology annotation, biological process: ubiquitin-dependent protein catabolic process; positive regulation of proteasomal ubiquitin-dependent protein catabolic process; protein polyubiquitination. Gene Ontology annotation, molecular function: ubiquitin conjugating enzyme binding; ubiquitin protein ligase activity; zinc ion binding. Gene Ontology annotation, cellular component: ubiquitin ligase complex; cytoplasm. The record is from RefSeq and is a predicted model, not a curated record.